Molecule: messenger RNA, 2967 nt
Organism: Symbiodinium sp. CCMP2456
Lineage: Eukaryota; Dinophyceae; Suessiales; Symbiodiniaceae
Source: the annotation of a GenBank genome assembly
GGGCUUGCAGAUAAUCCAGCGGAUUCCAGUGCGGAACGGCUUGAGGCCUUGCGCCAGCUGGUGCAGUUGUACCAGCCUGCAUCCAAGACGCGAUCGCUUGGCAUCCUCAGUGCGUUGACUAGCAUGGGGCACUUUCGUGCCGGUGAACCGUUGCUGCCGCAAGUGUUGGACAUGGAGAGAAUCAUGGACGAAUAUGAACGCAGCAGUUCUAAGAAACUUGACGACGAUUUUAAAGCAAUCAUCUUUCUUAGAUCGGUGAGCAACAACAUGCGCAAUCAUUUGGCAACAGUCUUGAGUGAGGACGUUACGUACAACACGCUGAGGGAGACUGCCUUGCACUUUGAAAGGAUGAAUACUAGAUGGGAUUCCAAGAACUUGUUUGCAGGUGAUAGUUUGUUUCCCAAGGGCCGUGCUUCGCAGGAAGGCCCGGUCCCCAUGGAGGUUGAUGCUUUGCAGCGCAAGGGCAAGAAGGGAAACAAAGGUGGCAAAGGCAAGGGCGACAAAGGUGGAAAAUCGUCAGGUGGAAAGUCCAGCAAAGGUGGCAAAGGCAAAGGCGACAAAGGCGGAAAAUCGGCAGGUGGAAAAUCCAGCAAAGGUGGCAAAGGCAAAGGUGACAAAGGGUCAGGUGGCAAAGGAGACAAGAGGAAUGUGCAUCGAGUCGAGCUUGCAGUCGAGAUCGACAUGACCAGCGAUGAUGUGCCGCAGGACAGCCCAUACGUUGUUUGUGCAGUCACGAGUGGCAUAGGCAGGCCAGGCGGCACAGACUCCCAGUGGUACCGCGAUGCCCAGGGUCGCCGCAUUGCGGGACGUGAGAUGCGCACAGCCACGAUUGAGAUUGGCGGUGUGAAGUUUCGCGAGCAGUGGCUCCUUUCUUCGGUCACCCAGCCGUUGUUCUGUGUUGGAAAGCUGAUGCGCAAGAAUGGUUGGGACAUCAUCCAUGAUGGCGCAAAAGUCCCUUACCUCACGAGUCCUGAUGGCUCCACCAGAGUGCCGCUGUUCUACAAGAACUACAGCCUGCAUGCACGAGGUUCUAUCCGAGGUGUGUUUGGGCAAGACAACAUCACCGAGCCGGCAAUACGAGCACUUGAGGUGACGGGCCCAUGGCUUGAGUUGAAUGAUGCGUUUCAUGAAGUUGCCCCGCAAGUGUAUGCCCGGCGUGACAACACGGAUUGCUUUCUUGAUUGCGGUGAUGCUCUUGCACACCUUGGAGUGCAGUGCCGAACUACGGUCAGGCAAGACAGCCUAGGCUGGAAUGUGGUUGAGUUCAAUCAGGAUGUGACUUUGCUUGAGCAGCCAGAGGCUGAGUUCGAGCCCAGGCGAAUCCACCAGACAAUCACGAUUGGUUGCGUUGGCAAAGUUGAGAUAGAUGCUCUCUUCAAUCGCAAGCCCAGGCAUGUUCCGCCUGCACCAGAUGAUGAUGCCAUGCUUGAUGACGGGCUUCCAGCGCUCCCUGAGGAAUGCGCCGGUGAUGCUAUCGAUCAGGAUGAGCUUCUUGCUGGCAUAGAUGAUGCAGUGAAUGCAGAGGCCGAAGCAGCAGCUGGUGAACAGCAGAGCCGACAAGGCCACAUCGUUGUUGAUGGCGUUGAGCUUCAUGAAGGCUGCAACCUAAAGACGAUCAGAGCUGCAUGCCAGGCCUUAGGCGUAGGCAAAAGUGGAGGCAAAUCUACUUUGCUUGCAAGGAUUGCCAGCCAUCUUGAUAAGCAGCGGCUGCUCGAGAAGCAUCAGGUUGAGUAUGAUUCCAUCGCCAGCCGGCAGCAGCCGAGGGAGCAAAGGCCAGUCGAAACGCCAACACCAGAGCAAGUAAGGCUACACUCGCUGUCACACAUUCCGUUUGCACCAUGGUGUGAACACUGCUUGAAGUUCCAGGCCAGAGCGGAUAAGCAUACCAAGGCGCGUCCAGAGACGCGCGAGUGCAGUGUUUGUGCAUUCGACUACUGCUUCACCGAGCGGCCUACUGGAGAUCGCGGCCAAAAGCUUAUCUGCCUUGUGGCCAAGGACAGCCACACCGGAGCAGCGAUUGCAAUCCCGACACCGGCCAAAGGUGGAGCAGUGCCUUUCAGGUUCCUUGUUGCAGAGCUUUGCAAGUUCAUAAACUUUUGUGGCCAUUCUGAGAUUACCCUGAGAUCCGAUGGCGAGGCCACAUGUCGUGCCCUGCAGCAAGGUGUGAAAGACUUGAGAACAAAACUGAAGCUUGUUACCCACCUUGAGCAAACAGAAAAGGAGGACCACCAAGGCAACCCAGCAGAACAGGCCGUAGACCAGCUCCGACAGCUCACUGGCACCCUCUUGUUGCCCCAGCAGUACGAUGCAAAAUUUCUUGAAAGCCUUCGCGACCAACCGUGGUCACAGGCCAGCUUCCUGGCGGGGCAAAGCGGCCAAACCCGGCUGCAGAAAACCUUUCAGGGUCAGUCUGAUCAGGCAGCCGAGGAGGCACCAGCGCCAGAGGUUGUUGAAGAUGAGGGUCCGCAGCCCAUGCCGUAUCCCGGGCAUGUGGUAGCAGAUGAUACUUUGUUGUCCGACCUUGUGCCGCCGCCGCCGUUGCUGCGAACGCCAGAGCCGCCUACUCCUUCCAAUCCCAGUGCCGUGGCACCGGCCCAUAUGUUGCCCUCCCUGACGCCCGUGCCGCCUGAGACAGCAUCACCUGUGCCAAUGUUGGUCGAGCCGAGUGCAAGUGCUGGCGGGGAUGAAUCCACAGCAGCUGGCGGGGAUAGUGCACCAACACCUGAAGGCUCCACCGGAAGCCUUCCUACUAGUGGCACUGUCAGAGCGAGGCCAGCAGAUGCGCCAGCUGAUGCACACGUGCCGCCACGCACGAAGCGGCUUCGACUUGAUGCUGUUCAAGCAAGUGCACACGAUGCUGAGAUGUUCCAUCAUGAUGAGCCGCCAGAGCUCUUUGAUGAGGCCGCCGAGGAGUUUCUUGACUGCGAGAUUGAGCAGCCCCAGGAUUGGGAUGAUGCUGAGGCCUGA